GCAGGCGGUCGACGGUGCUUGUUUUUACCUCAGUGCUAUGGACUGAGGGAGGCCUCUGUGCUAACCUAAACAAACAACAGACGGCUUUCCACAGCCUCUUUAUCGGCUCGUAAUCGCAACCGUCGGGUUGUUUUGUUCGCAUGAAAAUGAAGUUGACCGCCUGUUGUCGGCGGCGGCGAGCUGUGACCCAUGGAUGUCGUUUCCGCCUUUCAGACAGCAGCCAAGCGGAUGCGCUUCUUCCCUCUGAUGCGGUCCCAUUUUAUGGAUUCUGAUAUGGACUAUGAGAGGCCAAAUGUCGAGACCAUCAAGUGUGUGGUUGUCGGGGACAACGCAGUGGGAAAGACCCGGCUCAUCUGCGCCCGAGCUUGCAACGCCACCCUGACCCAGUACCAGCUCCUUGCCACACAUGUUCCCACUGUCUGGGCCAUAGACCAAUACAGAGUGUGCCAGGAGGUUCUAGAGCGAUCUAGGGACGUGGUGGACGAUGUCAGUGUGUCCUUGCGACUCUGGGACACGUUCGGGGAUCAUCACAAGGACCGGCGUUUUGCUUACGGCCGGUCUGACGUGGUGGUGCUGUGUUUCUCAAUCGCGAACCCAAACUCGCUGCACCAUGUGAGGACCAUGUGGUACCCUGAAAUCAAACACUUCUGCCCCAGAGCUCCUGUCAUCCUUGUGGGCUGCCAGCUGGACCUGAGAUACGCCGACCUCGAGGCAGUGAACAGAGCACGGCGACCACUGGCCAGGCCCAUCAAAUCCAACGAGAUUUUGCCACCAGAGAAGGGCCGUGAAGUAGCAAAAGAGCUCGGGGUCCCUUAUUACGAGACCAGUGUGGUCGCCCAGUUUGGUAUCAAGGACGUAUUUGACAACGCUAUCCGUGCCGCCCUGAUAUCACGCCGUCACCUGCAGUUCUGGAAGUCGCACUUGCGUAAUGUCCAGCGGCCUCUGCUCCAAGCCCCGUUCCUUCCUCCCAAACCUCCUCCACCCAUCAUCACAGUGCCACCUCCCCCUAGCAGCAUGGAAGAGCACCCAGGGCGUCUGUUGGAGGACCCUCUGUGCGCCGACGUCGUUCUCGUGCUCCAGGAGAGCCAAAGAAUCUUUGCUCACCGUGUCUACCUCGCCACAGCCUCAUCCAAAUUCUACGACCUUUUCCUGGUCGACCAUCGCACUCCUGAGGAGAAAAAAGAGAAAGAGCGAACCCGGGUGCCUCUUUCUGGCCGCGAGCUGCUGAUGCGAGCAGCCAGCUUUGAUGUUUGUGAGAGCAGCGACGAAAGGGAGCGAGCAAACUUGCGCGCCUGUACCAGCGACGGGACGCUUAGAGGAGGCGACGGAGGACGUCUGCUCCCCGCGUUCAGCCGAGCCUUCCUCAGCGUGCAGGAGGAAAUUGUGGAUGAUCCCCUGACUUUUCACUCCAGGCCAAUGACUGUGGUGCACAUGGACCCGUCCAUGCAGCUGGGACCGUUCCGGGCUGUUUUGCGCUAUCUCUAUACAGGGAAGCUGGACGAGCAUGAGAAGGAACUGAUGCAGGUGGCUCACAUCGCUGAGCUGCUGGAGGUUUUUGAUCUCCGCAUGAUGGUGGCCAACAUCCUGAAUGAUGAAGCUUUCAUGAACCAGGAGAUCACCAAGGCCUUCCAUGUGAGGCGAACCAACCGGAUCAAGGAGUGCCUAGCUAAGGGGACCUUCUCUGAUGUGAUGUUCAAGCUGGACGACGGUACUAUAAUGGCCCAUAAGCCUUUGCUCAUUUCAAGCUGCGACUGGAUGGCAGCUAUGUUUGGAGGACCGUUCGUGGAGAGCUGUACUAAAGAGGUUCUGUUUCCAAACACAACCCGGAGCUGCAUGCGUGCGGUGCUGGAGUAUCUUUACACGGGCCGGUUCUGUUCUCGGCCAGACCUAGACGCCAUGGAGCUCAUUGUUCUUGCAAACCGUCUCUGUCUGCCUCACCUGGUUGCACUGACAGAGCUGUACACUGUGACUGUGCUCAUGGAGGCUGCUAUGAUGGGGGCUGAUAUCGAUGGAGAAGUACUGGUUUAUCUGGAAAUGGCUCAGUUCCAUGGUGCCCAGCAGUUAGCUGGAUGGUGCCUCCACCACAUCUGCACUAAUUACAACAGCGUCUGCCGCAAGUUCCCUCGUGACAUGAAGGCUAAAUCCGCAGAGAACCAGAAAUACUUCGAGAAGCAUCGCUGGCCUCCAGUGUGGUACCUCAAGGAAGAUGAUCAUUACCAGCGAACACGCAAAGAGCGGGAGAAAGAGGACUACCUGUACCAGAAACGGCAGUGUAAACGCAAAUGGCUCUUCUGGAAUCUUCCGUCCUCGCCCUCGUCCAACUCUCCGUCCUCUCCUGGGUCCUCCGCCGUCAUGUGAUUAGUCAAGGGUGGAGGACGGAUUGAACUGACGUUAAACGGAAAUGCACACAUCAGCAGUGACAGCCAUUUUAAACGAAAAAAAUAAACAGGCGAGAACUUCUACUAAACUACUAAGCAGGAAUCAAAACAUUUAAAAAAAAAAAAACAAAACAAAACAAGAGGGUGAGCCAGAGACUGUAAACCUUUUUUUUGUUUGGGUUUUGGGAUGAGACCCAGCAGAUUAAAACAAGGUUCUCAGUGUGAAAAAUCAAACAUCAAUGUUCAUCAAAAUACUUUUCUGCUGUGAAACCAUUUGAAAACAACCCAGUAAAAUGGCAGAUCUUGUUUUUACAGUAGGAUUAAGAGUGGGAUUUUUUUCCUCUUCACACUCAGUCUACCGGAUAAAUCACCAGUUCCACGGUGAUGUGCUGCAUGGACGAACAUACAGAUUGUUACACCGGACUUUUCCCAGUGGUACAACCGAGUGGUCUGGGAUAAAAAAGCGUAUUGCUGAAGGUCAAAAGUACCCAAAUGGCCCUGAUGUGACUUUAACAGCGAACUGUUUCGCAUUUUUUCUGGGGUCUUUUUUUUUUUUUUUUUUAAACGAUAAUCAUUUAGAAAAGGGCUCAAAUUUUUCCUCCUCUUGCUUGGACUCUGUCUCUCUCUCUCUUUCUCUCUCUCUUGCUGAUGGAGGUUGAUGACGAUAAUAGCAUUGCGCGCAGCACACCCGUUAAUCAGAACGCUAAUGGAAAUAGAAAAAAAGAAUACUCUGAAUACUCGCUGUUGUUUAUCGCUAAACUCAAGACCUCAAAGAUUCAGACUUAUUGUUGUCUCAACAAAAAAUGUGGGCACUCAGUAGAGUCUUAACCUCAACUCACGAAUGCUUUACUUUCAGAAUGCUUACCCGCUUUCUUGAGAGAUGUCCCUCUGCACAAGUUUAGUCCCUACUAUAUGGCAUCGUUUGGAUGCUCCUGAGAACCACUACGUCGUUACGGUGUCCAGCUAUCGUAUGAACUAAACUCUGCAGGGUGGAAGAUCUCUGUCGCUUACUAUUUCGUGAAUACUGCACGUCACAAUCGCUCUCAGAUUGAUAACUUAAGAUAUUCCAAUCUAUUUACACAGUAGGCUCAUGGGCAGGCCCAUGACUAGGCCAUUUUUUUAUUAGAAUGUAUUUGCAAACAGUGUUCCUGUCUAUUGUAGAGAGCACAUAAUGUUAACGUCUCGGUCGUUUAAAGUACGAAUUAAAGUAUUAGAGCUUUGACGUAACUGUAGAGUGUAGAAUAAUAAUAAACGAUUCAAGCAACAAAAAAACAAAAACAAAA
Molecule: messenger RNA, 3661 nt
Organism: Tachysurus vachellii
Lineage: Eukaryota; Metazoa; Chordata; Actinopteri; Siluriformes; Bagridae
Product: rho-related BTB domain-containing protein 2-like
Exons: 10
Coding region: 190-2358 (722 amino acids)
Biological process (GO): small GTPase-mediated signal transduction
Molecular function (GO): GTP binding; GTPase activity; protein binding
Source: RefSeq, a predicted model, not a curated record